This is a messenger RNA of Alternaria rosae, 1534 nucleotides long. Its product is annotated as S-adenosyl-L-methionine-dependent methyltransferase. The record is from RefSeq and is a predicted model, not a curated record. Gene Ontology annotation, biological process: methylation. Gene Ontology annotation, cellular component: mitochondrion. Bases 312 to 1382 code for a protein of 356 amino acids. NCBI's taxonomy places the organism in Eukaryota, Fungi, Ascomycota, Dothideomycetes, Pleosporales, Pleosporaceae. Gene Ontology annotation, molecular function: methyltransferase activity; nucleic acid binding. The transcript has 2 exons.
CCUCAUUCUGUCCAUUAACUGCAAGCGAUGCGACAGGCGACAUGCAAAAGAGAUGUUUCCUUGCAUACAACCGGCCUUGCGCGUCUAGAACAGCUCUUAUUCGGGUAGAUCAGGCCAGAUCACGACAUGCACGAAAGCUUUCACGCAGUCUUCAUUACUAACAACAACGUCACACUGACAGCUUCUUAUGCUCCGCGGCGCAGGUAACUCUUGGUACCAUAUGCACUGACACUUGGACAUGUUGACUGUGUCACAGAGGCGUUACGCCAUGAAGUCGCCCGCGGAGACAAACUUCUAGCACUCCUCCAACCAUGUCGGAAACUACUGUCGCCUACCAGGCUCUAACUAAACAUCUAGCCAAGCAGAAGUACGUCUUCGUGUGUCCAUCGCCAGAGACACAGGGUAGAGUGGUGAAUAAAAGGCGCUCUAAUGUCGCGACGGAAGAUGCCCAGAACGCGUACGACUUCUUUGGGUGGAACUUGCCAUGUACCAGAGAAGCACUCCGAUCGAUAAUACCUGACGACAUAUUCGAAAGCCUCCACAAAGCCGCCGUGAUCACACAAAGUGAUGACAAUAGCUACCGCUCCACCAUCCGCGUAUCCAACCUGUACCUUCCCAACCUCCCGAAUCGCGGCCCUAAUGUCGCCUCGCUAUACUACAUUCAUUCUUCAUUCCCAGCAUCGUCCGACUCAGUCUUCUGCGGCCCCGACACGUACUUCUUUGUUGGCUUCCUCCAAACCAUAUCUCGACACCUUCCACAUGCACCCAACAGCAUCGUAGAUGUCUGCUGCGGGGCUGGUGCAGGCGCGAUACAAAUGGCAGGGAUGUACCCGCAGGCGAAGACGCUGGGACUAGAUCUAAAUCCGCGCGCGCUGAGUCUGGCAGAGGUCAAUGCACAGUUGGCAGGCGUCAAGGUGGGCUUUGCCGAGUCAGACCUCUUUGCGACCGUGCCUGAAGAUCUGAAGCACCAUGGCGUGGAUCUGAUCGUGAGCAACCCACCAUACAUCGCAUCCAGUACAGAUGGUAAAGAUCUACCCACAUACGCAGAUGGCGGCGCUAGCUUCGGCCUCGACCUCUCCAUACGCAUCGUAGAAGAAGGCAUGAAAGUCUUAUCGUUGACUGGUGUCAUUGUGGUUUACACGGGUGUCGCGAUGCCCACUGCCGAUCCUGGCCAUGAUAUCUUCUUAGAGAAGCUUCAACAAAUAGAAGGCGCGGAGCUUGCAGAGUACACGAUUCUGCAUCCAGAUAUGUGGCCAGAGGAGAUCGGGAAGGGUGCCUACGCAGAUGUGUGCAGGAUACAGGUCGUGGGAGCUGUAUUGCGACGCGAUGCCAAGGGUAUGGAAGAGGCAAAGAAGGCGUCGCGCGGACGAUGGGCAGUUUAGUCAGUAGCGACAUAUGUAGUGGGCCUGGUUUCGUCAAUGGAUAAUGUAUACCACAUCAGUUGACUAUUCAGUGAUUUCCAGUACCUCUUGCUCAGUGUGACGUGCGACUUCAUCGACGCAACGCUCAACCUUACCGACUGCCGCGUUCCCAC